Miscanthus lutarioriparius is the source of this 198-nucleotide messenger RNA. The record is from the annotation of a GenBank genome assembly. NCBI's taxonomy places the organism in Eukaryota, Viridiplantae, Streptophyta, Magnoliopsida, Poales, Poaceae.
AUGCCGGCGAGGGCAGAACAGAUGGUUCAGGAUAAUGACAGUGAGGCCAAUGGUCAGGAGUACAACAUAAGGAAGAAGAUUGAGCAUGCUUACAAGUCCAUCCAAUAUAACUCAAUUGUCAAUAUCUGUCGUGGAACCCAAUUCUACUCAGAGCGCUUCCUGAAAUUCAUUCAGACGAUCUUUCCUGAGAAUUCAUAA